This is a messenger RNA of Sycon ciliatum, 3219 nucleotides long. RefSeq lists its product as uncharacterized. The record is from RefSeq and is a predicted model, not a curated record. Gene Ontology annotation, molecular function: RNA polymerase II cis-regulatory region sequence-specific DNA binding. The transcript has 4 exons. Bases 1038 to 2555 code for a protein of 505 amino acids. Lineage: Eukaryota; Metazoa; Porifera; Calcarea; Leucosolenida; Sycettidae. Gene Ontology annotation, biological process: regulation of transcription by RNA polymerase II.
GGAGGAGCCCAUUGUCCAUGUUUGGCAACCGCUAGCGCUGGGGGUAACCACGCCAUGCGCGUUGCGUGCGUGCGUGCAACCUCUUCCGGAGUCGAGCCGUUGUACCUUGCAGCUGAUUGAGUACUGCUUGUGAAGAUUGAUCCCGGGCGAGUGGUCCAGGCUCUGUGCAUGCGCUGUUCCUGGGAGUAGCGCUCUGCUCAGUUUUAGAGUAUGACAAGUGCCCUACUUCAACUGCACUGGAAAUGCCAGUGGUGACCAACCAGCACUACGUUGGACUGGUUCCUCACAUUGUAUACUAUUAGUAUUAGUACUAGUAGAGUUUCAUGGAUGGUCAGCACUGCACAUGCACAUUAUUAUGAUGGCACAACGACACAUUGGAGUACUGGGACGGACAACGGAGCCGGUACCUGUACUGAUUUGCGGAUGCUAUUCGCUACAACCACCAUACCGACAGACACCUCCAACCCUGCUCCGGCUUCUACGGAUUGCGAGCGUAGUGGUGUAUGCUACAGAGCAAUGUAUGGAUCACAGUCAACAUCCCACCAGUACACAGCCCAUGGCUGGAUCAGCGGAUGUUUGCCCAACACAUCAAUUGGAAAUCAUGACCGCAAACUGCAUGCAUAGGAAGGUUGGCCCCCUGCGUCAAGUCAAGUCCGGACGCUAGCCAAGCACAAAAUUGGGGAGGAUCUCCAGCCCAGGAUGUCUGCUACAAGCCUGGCUGGGAGUCUCACCCAUGAUGGCAAUGCUGGAACAUGGACCAUUCCCCGUGCUGGGCAACUCCAAAUCCCUAUUGGUUGGAACCUGCACAUGGCUGCCGCACUGAGCCUCACCUAUAAAUAUGCACUCUGACGAUAGUAGUCAGUUCAAUUCCUCAAACUACGGACGAAACGUCCGGCAAUAAAAACUACAGUUGAUAUCAACAGUUAUAGUACAGUAGUUGCCAAGGUAUUUGUACCAAACACUCCAAAUCGUCAGACUUCUGAUAGUGCUUUCCUGGAUGAAAUAUUGGUCGAUUCGCAUAUUCUUGAAAAUCGGAAAUGGCCGAUAAUGCCGUACCUUCCGGUUCUCGAAGCACGCCUUACACGUCACCUUGUCAGGAUUGCCGGCCGGAGAUUCUGUGCGCGGCGGCCGUCAAGGGACACGGUGCAGGCCAUAAAACACCUUGUCAAGCAGCAAUGCAUCAAUCAUUUCAAAUCCGUCAUCAUCAGCAGCAGUACCGGUGCUUUCCUUCGUCAUUCUCCAGCUGUCCACCCAGUGAUUCAUCAUCCAUCUCCUCGUCACCAUCACCACCAAUCUCAUCGAUAAGAGUUGUUCCUAUGGGGCAGCACAUGCUGGUGUUGUCCCCGUGCAUUGGCAAACACAUGCCAUUGUGCCAGCCACAAAUCCAAACCGACAUACCAAAGGGAAUCUUCCAGCCAGCAGAAUCAUCUACUAAAUUGCAGACGACAUUUGGACAUUAUUUCCCACAAUCUGCAAGGAACCCAAUGCCAAGGAACUCCCUGGAAACUCCAUCACCAGACAGCGUGAUGAGCAAGCAAGCUGAUUCUAAAGGUACUGCUAAGCCCCAACUGCUUACAACUCCAUCCCCCGAUCUCUCGCUGGGGAGCCCAGGACAGCCAGCCAAUACCCAUGCAUUGCAACUGUGCCUCCAGCCUGCUGCAGCUGAGUUCAGGCAAAUCUCGUCUUCCAGAAGUACCCCUGGUCACUGUGGUAGCUCUCGUGUGCACCUCCAACCAACUACAAUGCUUGUUCCUCUCCGGCCUAUCUCAUCACCCUGCAUAGCAACACCGAUAAGUGUCAGUUCUGGCAUCGGCCUAGACAGUAACGUACGCACGAGUGUGCAUGAAGACACUUCAUGGAGUCUCCCGGGAUAUUGCUCUGACCGGGCACAUACACUCUGGCAAGCUUGCUCCUCAGGAACAGAACCGCCAAGCAAUGUAGAACGGCACUCCGAUGGUUCUUUACUACAAGCUAGACGAGUGAUGGGUGUUCAGUCUAGCCCGAUAUAUGGCACCACAUUAGACAAAACAUUCCCAACGGGUGCUGAAUGUCCGUCAGACUCCGUACGGUUUGAGGCAGCGUAUAGCUCUUUGGCUGUUGAUCAUCAAUACUCUGAUAGUGACAGUACCUGUAGCUCAUCUACUGCAGAUGCGGUAGGCUGUCCAUCCGAAAGCGGAAUAUUGUCCGACACUGCCAGUUGUUACGAAGAUGAAAUUAGCUACGGAUGUGGUGGUGAGGAUGCGCUACCUCUAAGCUUGGAUAUGCUAAAGAAAGUCGUCGAGCCGUCCACCGCUAAGCAAGUGUUUGACUCUUCAGCCACAGAUGUCCUCCAUCUCUGGGUCUGCAAGAAUAUACAGUACCCGUAUGCUACAAAAGUGGAGAAGCGUCAGCUUGCACGGGAGUCACGUCUCACCGUGAAGCAAGUUAGUUCCUGGCUGACUAAUGCUCGAAGACGUCUAAUUCCGCGACUUGUCCAGCGAGAAAACGAGCGAAGGCGUCGCAAAAGCUUGCCACUACUCGGCAUUGUUAAACGGAAGAGGAAGAAAACUGUAUAACAUGCUCGGAACUUCGUAUCGGAUAUGCUGAUUUGUUCUGCGCAUUGUGCUGCUGUAGUAAUUUGGUUGUUGAUUCGUACAAUUGUACCAUUAUGAUCUGAUUGUCGAGUGCCUAAGUGCUCGUAUAUUUCCUUGACUCCUAACAGCUAGGGGUGUUGGAACUCAUUUGUCAUACUGUCUCAAUGUAGGACGCACUAAUAAUCAACUGAGGCUUUUGUCAGACAAAUUUAUCCAUUUGCAUACAUUUGGGUCAAGAACCGCAUGAUUCACAACACAAUUAUAUGCCCUACCGGGAAGACGUUUUGCUAGGUGUUCAGGUACUUGCUUGGCCAGUGGUUUACCUGAUGGUUACUCUGGUAAACACGCCAAAGAUGGGAAUAUGGAUGGCGCUUGCUAUGUUGGACUUGGUUUUCCCCUUUUUUUAUUACCAUGGCUGCUGCAUAAUCCUUGACUUAUGCAUAAAGGACAGCAUCUGCACCUGGAUCCUGUUUUAAAGCCUAAUUUGCUGCGUGAUAUUAAUUUUUACUAGGUUGACCUGGAAAGACCUGUCAUUAACCUCUACGGCGGACACCAACAGUAACCUUUUGCUUUUACACAUCAUAUCAAGAUAGUACAUGUGUUUGCGUAUGUUUUUAAUCUUUUUCUCCCUUACAAUAUCCACUUA